Messenger RNA from Pyricularia pennisetigena, 645 nucleotides. RefSeq lists its product as uncharacterized. The transcript is spliced from 3 exons. Gene Ontology annotation, biological process: ribosomal small subunit assembly; translation. The record is from RefSeq and is a predicted model, not a curated record. Gene Ontology annotation, cellular component: ribosome; cytosolic small ribosomal subunit. Gene Ontology annotation, molecular function: rRNA binding; structural constituent of ribosome; mRNA binding. NCBI's taxonomy places the organism in Eukaryota, Fungi, Ascomycota, Sordariomycetes, Magnaporthales, Pyriculariaceae. The coding region runs from base 1 to 645 and encodes 214 amino acids.
AUGUCUGACAACGGAGAAAUCGAGGUCGAGGCCGUCUCGGGCUACCAGGUCCUGCCCAAGGAUGUUGUCGCCGAGAUUGGCAGCAUCAAGCUCUUCAACAAGUGGAGCUAUGAGGACGUCGAGAUUCGCGACAUCUCAUUGACAGACUACAUCCAGAUCCGGUCACCGGUCUACAUCCCCCACUCGGCUGGCCGUUAUGCCGUCAAGCGCUUCCGCAAGGCCAACUGCCCCAUCAUUGAGCGUCUUACCAACUCUCUGAUGAUGCACGGCCGCAACAACGGCAAGAAGCUCAUGGCUGUCCGCAUUGUCGCACACGCCUUUGAGAUUAUCCACCUCAUGACCGACCAGAACCCCAUUCAGAUUGCCGUUGACGCCAUAGUCAACUGCGGCCCUCGCGAAGACAGCACCCGUAUCGGCAGCGCUGGAACCGUCCGUAGGCAAGCCGUCGAUGUUUCGCCUCUGCGCCGUGUCAACCAGGCCAUCUCCCUCCUGACCACUGGCGCCCGCGAGGCCUCCUUCCGCAACGUCAAGUCUAUUGCUGAGUGCUUGGCUGAGGAGCUGAUCAACGCCGCCAAGGGCAGCAGCAACUCGUACGCCAUCAAGAAGAAGGACGAGUUGGAGCGUGUGGCGAAGAGCAACCGUUAA